This is a messenger RNA of Penicillium taxi, 4245 nucleotides long. RefSeq names its product putative SH3 domain protein (Cyk3). NCBI's taxonomy places the organism in Eukaryota, Fungi, Ascomycota, Eurotiomycetes, Eurotiales, Aspergillaceae. The transcript has a single exon. The coding region runs from base 1 to 4245 and encodes 1414 amino acids. Gene Ontology annotation, molecular function: protein binding. The record is from RefSeq and is a predicted model, not a curated record.
AUGGCAUCCAAUGCGCCUCAGCUGCCAUCGCGGUUUCCGUGUUGGUGUCGAGCUGUGUACUCUUGGGGAGGACAAGCAAAAGGAGACUUGGGAUUUAUUGAGGGCGACUUGAUCGAGUGCUUAAAUGCAGGUGAUGGACAAUGGUGGAUGGGUCGUCUACGCCGCGAUAGGCGUGCAGUUGGACUAUUCCCAUCAAACUUUGUGGAGCUCAUGAGUGAGGAUUUUGUUCCUAUCAGCCGUGACACAAGCCAAGUAAUUCAAACCGGCUCUUCGCCGAUCAACAACCCAACCUCCGCCCCCAAGAAGCACAAGACGGUUUUUCGCAAGCCCUUCCAAGCGCAUAAAGAAGCCCUUUCUCCAUCGUCAGAACUGUACAAGAGCAGAACCGGCACGACUUCUCAAAAAAGUCUGAUUCCUGCAACACCACCAAGAGAUGGAGGCGGUGUUCACAGAAGUGUCAAGCCCCUACGCACCCAUGCAACUGCAGUCAAAAACCAAAGCGGAUCCUCAUCUCGCCCCUCGUCUGUGUCCCCCAGACCCUCGUCGCAUGGCACUUCUCCCCGUGCAUCGGUGGACCCAGAAACUUCUCCCUCUACAAUGUUGUCCCGAAACAGCUUCUCAUCGUCUCGUCCGUCAUCUCGCGAGGUCUCGCCAAUGCAGUUGCAAGAUGUAUCACCGAUACAUCUACAUAACCGCCGGUCAAUGAUAGAAGAUCGAUCUCAAUAUCAAAUACCAAAUCGCUCACCGUUACAACAUAUUGAAGACCGAGAGAGAUCUCCACUGCAGUUUCAUCAGCGUGCUAGGUCCCCCAUGCCACACGAACGAGCCAGAUCUUCAAUGGAUUACCAAGAACGAGCUAGAUCUCCUAUGCCACAUGAGCGCGCGAGAUCUCCAAUGCCAUAUGAGCGUGCUAGAUCGCCUAUGCCACAUGAGCGCGCGAGAUCUCCAAUGCCAUAUGAUCGUGCUAGAUCUCCUAUGCCACAUGAGCGCGCGAGAUCUCCAAUGCCAUAUGAUCGUGCUAGAUCGCCUAUGCCACAUGAGCGCGCAAGAUCUCCAAUGCCAUAUGAUCGUGCUAGAUCGCCAAUGCCACAUGAGCGAGCGAGAUCUCCAAUGCCAUACGAUCGUGCUAGAUCACCAAUGCCACAUGAGCGAGCGAGAUCUCCAAUGCCAUACGAUCGUGCUAGAUCACCAAUGCCACAUGAGCGAGCGAGAUCUCCAAUGCCAUACGAUCGUGCUAGAUCGCCAAUGCCACAUGAAAGAGCCAGGUCUCCCAUUCCACAGGAAUUCCAGGAGCGCGAGGAGUCUCCUCCUCCCCCACCUCCGCCGCACCGAGUGGCAAUCAACACUGUAUCCUCUCGGCCUCCUCGACAAUCACACUCUCCUGCUCCUCUCAACAUGAAUGACCGUUACGUGGCACUAGCGCGAACCCCAUCCCCCAGUGCAAGGUCAGCACGAUCGGACAUGAAUGGGAAUACCCCAUCUCCAUUGAGAGAUGCUAUGGAAGACGUCAUGACCUCAUUAGAGGACAUGGGCUUACCACGCCAACCUCCUUCGUCAUUCCCACAACGUGCUCACUCACCAUCCUUUAACAAUCCUUGGUCAGGGAAUGGGUACGAUGAUGACAAGACACCACCUGGUAACAGACGCCGCCCAACAACAUCAAUGGGCUUUGAUGGGCACAAGGAUCAUCAUCGGGGGGGUAGGGGUAAUGUGUACUCACAUGAUCACUACAUGGAUGGACCUCCUCAGCUCAACAAUUACGUGCAAAGGAUGGAGAGCCGCCUCCGGCAGUUGGAGGAUCAGAACCGCCCUGAUAAUGAUGCAGUUGGUGGUCAAGCUCCUCCACCUCCCCCAAAGCAUUCUAGAUACAAUACGCGACACGACUCCAUUCCACACCUCCAGACCCGCCGCUCUAAUCAGGACUUUCGUGGAGACAGUCUCAGUCGCUCCUUCACCAACAAGUCAAGCGCCACAAGUUCGAGUGGUGUGCAGAGUAUUGGCACUCAAUUGACCACUAGCACGGAUAAAACAAGCAAGAGUUUGAUGAGUGGUAUUUCUGCAGGUGGCUUUAGUGCAAAGAGUGCAGGUAGCUAUGCUCGACGAAAUGGCGGGCACGUUAGACCAAAUACAGCCAUGGACACUUUCCGUUCUCGAGGAUUUGACGACGCUGAUGAUAUGGAUAGACCAUUAACUCCAAUGACAGGUGUUUCUUAUCACUCGAGUCACAAUACAUCACGUCAGGGAGCUUCAUCUGCUAUCCCAUGGUCAUCCACAGAUCAAGACGUUGGAGAUUCUGUGGGAGUUUUUGGUGGUCUAUCGACUCCUAAAACUAAAAAGCAAGGGUUUUUUAAGAAAAUAUUUGACUCUGCUAAAACAGGUGCAGCAAGCGCCAGGAGCAGCAUCUCGGCUGGUAGAGCCGGUUCCAGCUCCCCAACUAAGGGUAAUAGGACGAUCGAUGUGGCCUCACCACUCACCCCACGUUCGAAUCGCGGAACUAGCCGGGAUCUAGGACAUGACAGCAAAAUUGGCUGGGUUAAAGUUCGUCAAGAUGUGAUCCGGGCAUCUUCCCCGAGUCGAAACGAGCGAAUUGAGAGGGCCGAACGAUGUCAGAUGAUGGACCAUCCUGUCAUAUAUUCAGUUGAAGAGCUAUAUGUUACCGCGGAGGGUGAUGAGAGCAUUGAUGGGCUGCCGAUUGGGGAACCUACAAAUUUCAACUUCCCAAAUUUGACUCUGGUCGACAAGAGUGCCCGUUUUAUCAGCAAUAUUCCGCCUACGACCAAUCCUAUCAGUCUCGCUCAGACCCAUAUCUGCCGGCCUUAUAAAAGCGACGUUCAACGCCUACGCGCAAUCUUUACAUGGGUUAGUGAGAAAAUAUCUUGGGAAGAGCCUGGCGAUGAUCUUGAGGUCGACUUGGCAAGAGUUCUUCAAGCAAAGCGGGGCAGCCCAGAGGAGAUUGCCGUUUUGGUCAGUGAGAUGUGUACGGCUGUUGGUUUGCAUGCAGAGAUUAUCCACGGUUAUCUCAAGAGCCCCGGAGAAGCGCUGGAUCUGGAUAGUUUGUCCCACCCUAAUCACUGGUGGAACGCUGUUCUAGUUGAUGGUGAAUGGCGCUUUAUGGACUGUGCACUGGCGAACCCGACCAAUCCCCAGAGGACUAAAUUUGUGACGAGCAAUUCUUCACAGGCAGAAAGCUGGUACUUCCUGACGCGCCCACUUGACAUUUGCUAUACCCAUGUGCCUAUGUAUCCUGAAGAGCAGCAUAUUUGUCCACCAAUCUCACCCGAUGUGCUACUGGCUCUGCCCCCAGUAUGUCCACAAUUUUUCAAGCUGAACGCCCAGUUCCCGGAUUAUGACACUAGUUUGAUUCGAAUCGAUGGGCUAGAGUGCCUUCAGAUCUGUCUUGUAGUUCCAUCUGACGUUGAGUGCGCUGCGGAGGUAGAAUCUCCAGCAUUUGCGCGCGAUGCGGACGGCGACUGCUUUGAAAGUGGCGACAUCGUGAGAAAACGUGCCUUGGUUCAGCCAGAUUGGUUCCGGGGUCAAAAGCGAGUCACUAUCAAGGCUGUACUGCCCGGUGACGAGGGGCAGGGUGUACUGAAGGUGUACGCUGGCAAGAAAGGCCUGAUGCAUUCCAACAAAGAUAUUCCACAUCCCUUGGCACUCGCUCUUCCGAUCUUCCACACCGGUGAAAAUCCACCUUACGAUUUUGUGGUCCGUCAUCCCACGCCGCAUGCCCAACGCCAUGAUCUGUAUAUUAUGCAACCGCAAUGCGCUCGCCUAGCAGUCAACAAUACCUACAUUUUCAAUGUUCGACAACAUCCGGCUUCUCCUCCCACGCUACCCAAGGAUGAGUACCCUAACAACGAGCGCGCCUCGCCUUUGGCCGUCAUUCGUCCAGCCAGUGCAUUGAGCAUGAUUUCUAGCACGGCUGGUGUAUCCACCGUGUCGAGCGGCUCAAACGAAUUUUCUAUUUCAACCUCGGCGAUUUCGUCAACCAAGUCUGCUGGAGGACGCGAAAAGCCUGCUAAACUGGCCAUCCAGUCUCCAGCUGGCAAGAUUCUGCGCCUCAUAAGAAAGGCUGACCACAUGAUGGCCAAUGACAAUCAAAGUGAUUCGGUAGCUGAUGGUACUGCUGAGGGCAGUGUCUGGGAGACCGUGAUCAAAAUUGGUGAACGAGGAACUUGGCGUGGCCUGGUCCUUGCUGAUCGAGUGGCACGGUGGUGUGUGUUCUGUGAGUGGGAGUGUGUUUAA